AUGGAGGAGGAGGAGCGGCGGGGCUUGCGCAUCACUACGUGGAAUGGUAAGAAUCCGUUCGGAUAUCAGCCAUGGCGUCAAGAGAGGACUUUCGCUGCGAUGUUUGAUAUUCUCGAGGCCGAUAUUGUUGUCAUGCAAGAGACGAAGAUACAGAGGAAGGAUCUUCGGGAUGAUAUGGUACUUGUGCCCGGAUGGGAUGUCUAUUUCAGUCUGCCAAAACACAAAAAGGGAUACUCUGGCGUCGCCAUCUACACUCGCAACGCUGUCUGCGCUCCCAUUCGAGCCGAAGAAGGCAUCACAGGCAUCCUCACUCCUCCAAACUCCUCCACAAGCUUCUCGAACCUCCCCAAAGACCAGCAAAUCGGAGGCUAUCCUAGCACCAGUCAACUUUCCGACUGCGCGCUCGACGCUGCCACUCUAGAUUCGGAAGGUCGCUGUGUCAUACUGGAAUUUCCUGCCUUUGUACUCAUCGGCGUGUAUUGUCCUGCUAAUCGAGAUGAAACGAGAGACGAAUUUCGUAUUGGUUUUCUGAACGCCCUCGAUGCCCGAGUACGCAACCUUGUGUCGGCUGGCAAGAGAGUGUUUUUGACCGGUGACUUAAACAUCGUUCGGGAGGAGAUUGACACGGCGAAUGCGGAAGAGCAAUUGAGGAAGCAAGGUAUAACAGCGGAAGAAUAUGUAUCCACUCCAGCCAGGCGGAUACUAAAUCAGUUACUAGUUGGCGGCAAGGUUGUAGGGGAAAGGGACGAGGGCCGGGAGGAACCAGUCAUGUGGGACAUUUGCCGGUCAUUCCAUCCGGAUCGGAAGGGCAUGUUCACAUGCUGGGAUCAGAAGCUCAAUGCACGUCCUGGCAACUUUGGGUCUCGAAUAGACUAUGUGCUUUGCAGCAAGGACUGGAAGGAUUGGUUCUGCGAAUCAAACAUACAGGAGGGUCUCAUGGGUUCAGACCACUGUCCUGUGUACGCCGUGCUAAAGGAGCAGGUUGAGAUCGAUGCCAAGGAAGUCCAUAUUAGGGAUAUUAUGAGUAAUGGAAUGUUCAAGGGCGGUGUGCGUCAGCGAGAGUGGUCGACCAAAGAUUUGCUGCCGAUGUCUGCGAAGCUAAUACCAGAAUUCGAUCGUCGUCGUAACAUCCGCGAUAUGUUCUUUAAGAAGCCCUCUUUGCCCACAAGAGAAAGCUCCUCUAAAUCAGUAGGUGAAGACGGCCAGGAAGAGAAAUCGUUGGGUUCUGGAGAUCCUCCACAAACGAAAAACGCCCCGAGCAAACCGGAGGCAGCUGGUUUAUCCAUCGCAAGUCCUGCCGCGUCAAUUGUGAAGCGGCAAGGGGAAGCCUUAACUUCUAUAACGCGACCGGUGAAACGCAACAAAUCUAGCUCAGCCUCAAAACCAGCAACUGCGGCUCUUAAGGGCCGACCUGAUAGAGGCCAGAGCAGUCUCAUAGGUUUCUUCAAACCUAAAGCAUCCCAAUCCAAUGGGGAAGAAGAGGGCCGAUCACCCGCAGGCUUGGAUGCCGAGUCUGACUCUGCAAGUUUUGCAGCUUGCGAUCCUCCAACCUCAGUACUCUCAGCCACCUCAUCGACGCCUUCCCACGGCGGACAAUCCCCCGGGUGCACAUCACAGAGCAGCUCCCUCGACGCCGCUGAGCAGAAGGGCAUCAUAGAUCCCAUAGUUUCCAAGGAAAGUUCUAAGGAGAGUUGGUCAAAGAUCUUAGGAAAGCGGAUCGCUCCUCGAUGCGAACACGAUGAGCCAUGCAUCAGUCUUGUUACAAAGAAGCCAGGUGUUAACUGCGGUAGAUCAUUCUACAUAUGCCCUCGACCACUUGGACCAUCUGGGCAGAAGGAGAAGAACACACAAUGGCGCUGCGGAACUUUCAUAUGGAGUAGUGAUUGGGUUGGAGAUGGAGGGUGA
Messenger RNA from Amorphotheca resinae ATCC 22711, 1905 nucleotides. RefSeq lists its product as hypothetical. Gene Ontology annotation, molecular function: DNA-(apurinic or apyrimidinic site) endonuclease activity; DNA binding; double-stranded DNA 3'-5' DNA exonuclease activity. Bases 1 to 1905 code for a protein of 634 amino acids. Gene Ontology annotation, cellular component: nucleus. The transcript is spliced from 4 exons. NCBI's taxonomy places the organism in Eukaryota, Fungi, Ascomycota, Leotiomycetes, Helotiales, Amorphothecaceae. The record is from RefSeq and is a predicted model, not a curated record. Gene Ontology annotation, biological process: base-excision repair.